Molecule: messenger RNA, 1217 nt
Organism: Quercus lobata
Lineage: Eukaryota; Viridiplantae; Streptophyta; Magnoliopsida; Fagales; Fagaceae
Product: CLAVATA3/ESR (CLE)-related protein 25-like
Exons: 2
Coding region: 332-640 (102 amino acids)
Source: RefSeq, a predicted model, not a curated record
CUCUCUCUCUCUCUCUCUCUCUCUCUCUCUCUCUCUAGGUUCGAGAAAGUGUAUGCAACAGAAUCCAAUCCAACCUAUAAAGAAUACAAUCACCCUUAACUCCAUGAAGUAAAAAAAACUGACAAACCCCAGACCCUUAAAAAAAAUUCUUGCCUUAGCUAAUCUGAUAAACUUCCCUCUCUCCUAUUCUCUUCCUUCCUCCAGUUCUUUUAUAGACCCAAUUAUUAUAACCACAUUCAUCAUGCAAUGAUAGUCUUGUUCUGUACUUGUUUACUUGAUCUGUGUCUUUGAUAUACAGAGGGCAUCUUCUCCUAGAAAAAUAAAAUAUAGAAUGAAAAAUAUGGGUGGCAGUAGUACUAGUAGUCGUACUUCUUUGCUUUUCAAGAUCAUGCUUGGAGCACUAGCAUUAGUGGGGUUUAUUUUUCUUUUGUUGGUUGGUAACCAGGAAAGUGGAAGAGCAAAAAUGGAGACAACAUUAUCGACUCAGUCUGGUGCAAAUUUCAAAGGCAAGGAGAAGCUUGUCGACCAUCCGGAGUUGGAUCUCAACUACAUGAGCAAAAGAAGAGUUCCCAAUGGACCAGAUCCUAUACAUAACAGGAGAGCUGGGAACUCUGGAAGACCUCCUGGUCAAAAAUCCUAGACAUCAUCAAGUUCAACAAGCUUCAUGAAACUCAAUUAAUUUGCAGGAGAUGAUGCAAGCAUGUUUGUAUUUCUUAGAUAUGGGCCUAUAGAUAACCCUGAAAAAUACUCAAGAAUCCAAUCAUGCAUGCAAAUCUUAUUUUACAAUUACCCUAUUUGUUAUGGGGGAGUAAAGAAAAGGAAGCUUGUCGCACACAAAAUACACUCAAAAGAAUCCCAGACGAAGAUUAAUCAGCCUUUGUAGAAAUUCCACUUCAGUUUUUUUGCAUUCUCUUUGAUUAUUUUUUUUAGAGUGAGAAAUAGAGAGUGAGCAAUUUUAGCAUAUGAGUAUCAAUCUUUGCAUGUAAAAGACCAAAAAUAUAAUUAAGUUAAUAGUAAGCAUAGCAUGCAUAUCUACGAGCUAGAUUUGAAGAACCCAAAGAUGUCCUGGCAUACUUAGCAGUGAUAUGCAUGCAUGGGAAGGGUACAUGUACCGGUCACUAUCUAUCAAAGUCAUCUUUGGCUUUGGAUUUGUUCAGAGUUUUAAACAUAUAUUUUAUUCCAUUAAUUACUUUAAAGAUGUGGCAUGAGUUCCAAAA